CAAUGUUGUUAUUAAUUUUUCUUACAAAAAAUCAAUGAGUUCUGACGAGAACUCGAUCAAGUCACAGAUUAAUGACCGGAUUUAAACCAGGUCCUGGCUAGUUCCGGUGUUAACCGUGACUCAUGCCAACUCAUGAGCCGGGCUAGUUUAAUAAAAGAGAAGAAAGUUUGUUGUGCUGUGAAAAUGGCAAUGACCAAGAAGAUAUUGAUGGUUCUGGUUCUGGUUCUAGUCCUAGUGAGCCUUAAUGAUGGAGCCCAGGUGCACCAUGUAGUUGGAGGGGAUCGUGGAUGGCACCCUUAUUCUGAUAUUGGUUCUUGGUCCUCUGCUAGAACUUUCAGAGUUGGAGAUAAAAUUUGGUUCACCCACUCUGCAGCACAGGGUAGGAUAGCUGAGGUAGAGACAAAGGAAGAAUAUCUAACGUGUGAUGUGAGCAAUCCAAUCAGAAUGUACACUGAUGACAGUGAUGGCAUCACUCUUGAUGGAGAAGGGGUCCGUUACUUCACAAGCAGCAGUUCUGACAAGUGCAAGAAUGGCCUGAAAUUACAUGUAGAGGUGGUGGUUCCUGAAGCCAGAACUGAUACCACCACCGCACAAGUCGCAUCAGAAGGCUCAGAUAAGGCUAUUGCUGCCCCACCAGAAAGUUCAGCUCCAUCCCAUUUCGGUGCAAGCUUUGCUUUAUUGAUGGCUGGAUUUUGGUUGUCCUAUAUGGGCAUUUAGAUUGGAUUUUCCUAGCUUUUGUAUGCUUCUUGUUUUUGGAUUUUAUAGUAGUGAUUUUUAUGGCAGCAAAAACUUGGAAAACUUACAAAAAUUAUGUUAAUUUGGACCUAUGUAUUCUUUGGUUUUUGCAAGGAAUAUGUCCAUAAAGUUUUUUUUUUUA
Molecule: messenger RNA, 877 nt
Organism: Populus trichocarpa (black cottonwood)
Lineage: Eukaryota; Viridiplantae; Streptophyta; Magnoliopsida; Malpighiales; Salicaceae
Product: cucumber peeling cupredoxin
Exons: 3
Coding region: 133-717 (194 amino acids)
Cellular component (GO): plasma membrane
Molecular function (GO): electron transfer activity
Source: RefSeq, a predicted model, not a curated record